ACAAAACAACUUAAACCAAUUAGUGUUGUUGUUGCUAGAAAGACGGAAGUCUGUUUAAUUCUGGUCUUCACGCUGAAGAGUUCCACCACAUGGUUAGCAACGUGUGUCACAUUCAAGGAACUCCUUCUUCACGAUCACACGUGUUGCGAAUUCUAAUUUGUUUUUACCCUAACCAAGCUUCUGCUGAAUGAAAAGAAUUUACUGUCGUCAUGAUUAUAAAGUAUGAAAACUAAUUACUAGUUUUCAUUUAUAUAUUUAUUUUCAGAAAAUAUAGGCGUGUUUACAAUAUAUUUUGUGUUGCGAAUAUUUGAUAAAAAUUAAAGCCAUGGAUAUUCUGAAUUCAGAAAUAAACCUUUUUCAAGUGACUCUAAAUAUUGUGAACGAUUCCGGUGAUGCUAUCGACCAUUCUCUUGUUACAGAUAUCAUUGUACAGCUCUUAACUCGGAUAUCGAAACGUGUAUCUUCGAGCACCAGUAUGGAGCAGCUGGUUCAAACCACACCUUCGCUCGAUCGGAUAAUUAAAACAUAUCAAGACAACAACAUUGGAUGUGUUGUAUCAAGUGAUGCGAUUAAACCUAUUAUAGGUGAAAUCGUCACUGAAUUCUAUUCAAAACUUUUACAAUUCCAACAUAAUUUACCUCUCGGUUUUAGUAUACCUUACGAACAGCUGGCACCGCUCUGUGAUGUUUUUAUUCUAUGUCUAGACUUGUGCCCCCAUUCAAUCCAAAAUAACAUCAUUCAUAUGUUUAAGACGUCCAUUUUGCAUUAUAUCCACGAAAACCCGACUGCUUUUGGUAAAUAUCAAAUUACAUGUUCGUUUGUUGAUGUUCGGAUUGUUAUCGAAACCUUAAAAAGAAUUUUAAGGAAAGCCUCCGCCGUAAAUUUUGAAUUUCCAAUCGUAGGAGAAAUUGUCCAAUGCCUGUACCCAGUAUUUAUUGAAGCUUUAAAAGUUUUUGAUGAGACCUUAGUUGGUCAGAUUAGCUGUACAUUAUUGAAAGAUAUGAUACGAUCUUGUGACGAUUACUAUCCACAAGCUGUGGCCCUUUGGGCAGUAAUUACUGACAUUUCGAAGGAGACUGAAACCUGUCCAGACGAAGUUUAUAACUGCAAACCACUGACCAUUCUAUGUUCUCUAGCUGACUUUUGGUUUCCUGUUAAACAGAAUAUUCAAAGUGAACAAUUUCUAGAUCUCCGUCGCGACCCGCUCUUCUGGAAUUUAUUACAGCAGGGCUUUAGUCAAAGUAAUUCGCUGGCGAGAAAACAGUCUAUAUAUCUGUUAAAACGAAUUGUCGAUAUAUGCAAUGAAACUCAGGAAAACUUGGAGUGUUCUCUUUCAGAAAGUCAUCAAGUGCCAUUAUUUUGGUGGGACAAACAACAUUCCCAUCAACUAACAAAACUCUGGGACGAUUUUAUUAUUCUGUUUGAAAUAUUCGAAGAAAAACAGGUACAUAUCAUAAAGCCGCUUCUUCCCCGUUUCUCAAAUCUUGUGGAAGCCACUACAGACAAUGGAGGUUUUCUUCUGCAUUCUUCCUGGCUUCUGGUUCUAAUAUCCCGUUGUCUCCUUCACGAAAACAUUUUCCUUAUCAAAUGGGCAGUCAAUGUUGCUCUAGAUUUCAACCUAGUCACGUGUCCUUUCAUUUGGCAAGAUCAAGAAUCAUACUUCUCUGGAAAAUUUCUGGGUUCUUUGAAGGAAAUUAAAUUGUAUGGACGGGAACCAGACACUAAUUUUGGCUCCUGCCCUAAGAUUGGAGAUAGUUUGUCACAUUUUUUCAUAUCAUGCUGGGAGGCUUUAGAAACAAAAGAAAGAAAAGCCAACUUCUUCUGUAAAGUCUUGGAAACCAUGAAUUCACAAAGCUGGAGUCCUAUCCCACUUAUAUUUCUUUCUAGAGCACUAACAAAGCUACCUCAGUCUCCUUUAUUGGAUAAAUCUGCCAUUGUAAACAUACGUGAGAUAGUUGUGACGUGCCAAAGAACUGUUGAGACUUACAUACGAGGGGCCACUCAGUGUUUUCUGGCGGAAGCCCUUAUCAAUCUGUUGGACUUUACAUUAGUGACACCUUCAGAGUGGGCCUACGGCGUUUCUGUUUUUUACCGAGACGAAAGCCUACAACGCAACAAUUCUCUUUGGAAAUGCUAUGUCAGAUGGCUUCAAAAUAACAUCACAACUGAUGCUUAUGGAACUUGGGCAACGAAACCAUUUCUCCAAGCUUUGCACGAUGCGUUUCUGAAUUACCUGAAAGACGAUGCCGUUUCCGUUAUAGAUGGUACUGAAGCUAUCAAAAUAGUGCGAACAUUCCUUUUAUGCUGUGAUGCAGACUUAUUAAUAAUUUCAAAAGCAACAAUGCCAUCACCCAAUCAAGAGACACAAGGGCGUCUGUCUGCCGACGAUUUUCUUCUGCCUUUAAUUGAUAUAUUAUUAUCUUUAAACACUCACCCGUAUCUUCCAGCUGGCAGAGCACACCGAGCCCUGCAUUUGUUACUUGUAUUACUUGAGGAAUUUGGAAUCGAUGAAUUACAAAGAGAAGAGAAUGGUUCUAUCUCAAAAUCAAUUUUCCAUCUUGUUACAAAAUGUGCGAGUGAGACAGUAAAAUAUAUUUCCUGUCAGAUUACUUACGAAAUUGAAUGUUUGGAUCACACAGAACUCCUUCAUAUCUACUGCCAUCUCAUUUUGAAAUAUGUUGAAUGGAACCUAUGGGACCACAUCAUUGAAGAUAUCAGUUUGCUGGUUUCAACUUGUAUUGAACUCCUUAAAAGAUCAAGCAAGCCGCCAUCAGAAGUUUCUAUCUCAAGCCAGCUAUCGCAGGCCUUCGCAAUGAGUCUUUUAGGAACAAUAACCAAAAUUUUAUAUCAUAAUAAGCUCUGCUAUUCUCAUUGUGAAAUUCGGUCAAUGUUGAAAGACUUCUCUAAAGAUUUUGAUAGCAAUUACUUGAAUCUCACCAAACCCAAUUCCCUGGAAUGUGAAAACAGUGGGAAAGAUGCUGACAAAAAUCAAGUAUUAAUAUACGCAUGGGGCAAACUCAGCAGCCUUUAUUCCAUAAACAGAUGGUGGUGUAUGCUGUACUUUAGCCAAAUUCAAGAAAAGUCUGUCUCUAAUUUGAAUGAGUCUGAAAAGUUACUCCAACAAACAGUGGACGCUCUUUGUCUUGGUUCUGGUGACAGUGCUUUACCAAUGCUUAAGUGCCUCGAAAACGAUAUUGCUCAGGUAGCCUCUGAGCCAGCUUACUGUGAUAUUAUUGUCAAUGCAAUGAAUGUUGCAUGGAAUCGCAUUGAGGAAGAACACAAGUCAGCAUCUUAUUGGCAGUUGUUUGAAGCCUAUGUCACUAGUUGUUUCCAAACUGAGACCAUCAGAUCUGCACCUGAUUCUUCUGUCAAUAAAUUUCUUCAGGAGAAUAGUCUACUAAUUCUUCAAAUAGGAGAGGAGAGAACUGGUAUGGCAAAUAUUUUCAUUAAACAUUUAUGUAAAGUCUUUCAAAGUGACGGAAUGAGUCAGUAUGCUGAAAAUUUCACCAGAACUAUAAUUAAGGCUUGUACAUAUGGAACUGUGUAUCGGAAAAAUGAAAGAUUCCGACAGGAUGUCUCUGCUUUUAUUGGCAGCAUCCAAAGUGAAUGUGCCAUCAAUGAGCUCCAAUCUAACUUUUCUAGGUGUGAUAUGGAAGUACGAAUGUUGACAAUUAACUGGUUAACACAGCUCAAUGUCUCUGAUUCCAAGCACUGCCAUUUAGUACAUUCCUUGAUUGUAGCUUUAAUAGAAAAGCACAGAGAAAUUAACCAAUUCAGAUCGUACCGGAACUUUGCCAAUUCCUUACCACACCGGCUCAAACAAAGGAUAAUCCAAGCAUUAGUUUUGUUCAAAGAAUUUAUAUUAGAAUCAAAUCAAGAAUUUGUCUGGGAUUAUAUUUGGGAAACUCUAAUGGUCGAGUGCCAGCCAUCUGUUCGCAACAUGCUUGAAUGGUUGGCUCUGUGCUUGAUUCUAAAAUUUCCUUCUUAUGUUUCUCAAAUAUGGAAACAGUAUCAGACGUUAGCAGAAACCAGUAGCAUGUGCACUUGCUCCUUGUUGAAGAUUUUGUCUCAUAUUGGAACUCGGUUGGAGUCAGAACACGAACAGACAGAGUUCUAUGAGUCUGCCUUUCUGCAUUUAAUGCAUUGUGUACAAAUCAUCUUCAACACACGAAUUUAUGCCCAUGCCACAAGUUGUAAAAUGUGGAAACAGUGCGAAUCCCUUCAACUGAAUCAUAUCACAAGUAGAUUUUCUCUUUUGGAAGGAUGUCUUCAAUUCACUGAUGACAGUAAUGCCUCGAAGAACACAAUAAAGCUAAUGGAAUCUUACUUUAUGGCAGUGUUUGAUCCGAUCAAAGAUUUUAGCAUUGAAACUAUAUUUCAUCUUUUACCUAAGCUGACCGGAUUAAAUGAGGAAGAAUGGAUUUUACCACAAAUGUUCAGCCAAACAGAUCCUGCUUGGUCUGAUCCUACGGAAAGCAAAGCAAGGCUGCUACCUCUCUAUAACGAAGACAGAGCUUUGAGUGAGUGCAAGUCAGAACCCUGGAAAGUGAAAGUUUCUCAUGCUCCUGUGUUGCCAAAUGAAGAAUCCCCUACAGAAGGCCUAGAUUUUCAGAAGAAAAUAAUGCCUUGGCGAUUAAUGACCCCGGAUGUUUUAAACGAGGAACAGCAAAAUUUCUUAGAAAAGAAGACCAACGUCAGCCAGUUGGUAUUGGUAACCUCACUUAUCAACAAAGUUCCAAAUUUAGGAGGUCUUUGUCGGACAGCUGAGGUGUUUGGUAUAUCGGAAUUUGUGAUAGGAAGUUUGAGACAUCUUGUUGAUAAGAAUUUCCAGGCUUUAAGUGUUACUGCUGAAAAAUGGAUACCAAUAAAAGAGGUUCCAGCUGAUCAACUGCAAAAUUUCCUCUUUGAAAAGCAGCGUGAAGGGUUUACCUUGGUUGGCGCUGAGCAAACUGCCAACAGUGUUUCUCUUCAGCAUUAUCAAAUGGCAGAGAAAACUGUUCUGAUUUUGGGGAACGAACGCGAAGGCAUUCCAGCCAACCUAAUCCCCCUCUUGGAUGUGUGUGUUGAGAUUCCACAACAAGGAAUUGUCCGUUCUCUCAAUGUCCACGUCAGUGGAGCGAUACUGAUGUGGGAAUAUACACGUCAACUCUACAGCUCAGGUGUCAUUAACUGAACGUGGAGAUCCAUUGGUGCGGAUGGAUUCAAUAUCCAUUGAUACCCAGAUGUAAAUUAUGAAUAAAAUUGCUGAUUAUAUUGAAAUAAAA
Molecule: messenger RNA, 5264 nt
Organism: Octopus sinensis (East Asian common octopus)
Lineage: Eukaryota; Metazoa; Mollusca; Cephalopoda; Octopoda; Octopodidae
Product: probable methyltransferase TARBP1
Biological process (GO): tRNA methylation
Molecular function (GO): RNA binding; tRNA (guanine) methyltransferase activity
Source: RefSeq, a predicted model, not a curated record